GCGGGCGUCUGCCUUCCUUCAUCUGCCUUCUCUCUCCUCACGUUCUCCUGCAGUUUUCCCUCCGUUAUCUCUCAGCUCACCCACACCUAGCCUCCGAGUUUUGUUGCCCGCCGCCCCGCGCUGCUCUCUGCAGUAUUGUGUCUUCGCGCUUUCAUCCUCUGUUUGCCUCAGUUUCCCUUGAGGAAGCAGGCACAGGAGUCUCUGCAGAAUGGCAACUGCUCAGAAGCAAAGGAGUUCUGUGAGUGCAGUUGUAUUUCCCAAGAAAAUAGCCACGGAGCAGCAAUCCCUGAUGCUGGUGAAGAGGCUCCUGGCAGUGGCAGUGUCCUGCAUCACGUACCUGAGGGGAAUCUUCCCUGAAAGUGCCUAUGGAACCAGAUACAUGGAUGAUGUCUGUGUCAAAAUUCUGCGGGAAGACAAAAACUGUCCUGGCUCUACCCAGCUGGUGAAAUGGAUGUUAGGAUGCUAUGAUGCCUUGCAGAAGAAAUACCUGAGACAGAUUGUCCUAGCAGUCUAUACCCAGACAGAAGAUCCUCAGACAGUCACAGAGUGUUACCACUUCAAGUUCAAGUACACCCACAAUGGGCCACUCCUGGAUUUUGGCAGCAAGGACAAGAAGUCAGACUCCACCAUCACCUGUGCAGACACCAAGAAGGCCAGCAUCCUCCUCAUCCGCAAGAUCUACAUCCUGAUGCAGAACCUGAGCCCCCUGCCCAACGAUGUCUGCCUCACCAUGAAACUCCUGUACUAUGAUGAGGUUACACCCCCUGAUUACCAACCUCCAGGGUUCAAGGAGGCCAAGGACGAGGGGCUGCUCUUUAAGGAGGAGCCCAUGUACCUGAACGUGGGGGAAGUGCCAACACCUUUUCAUCUGCUGAAACUGAAAAUUACAACUGAGAAACAGCGCAUGGAGAAUGUUGAUAAGAGCAUCCUAAAGCAGAGAGAGACUGCUGAGCCUCUCCAGGUGUGUGGAGUGAGCAGAGAUGACCCAGAAGAAGAGAGCCAGGACAUGAAUGAGGAUCCUGUCUUGGAUAAUGAAGUGGAAGAUAAGAAUCAUGUGAAUAUUUCAGAAGCUCCAGAAAAGAAUUCAACUCAUGAAGAGGAAGCUGGAUGGAUCCAGACUCCCCCCCAUGUUUCCAAUCCUCAGGUUGAUCAUUUGACCCAUAAAACGUCUGAGCUGAUUGUGUCAGAGAGCAGGACAAGAAGUGGAAAGAUAUUCCAAAGCUGCAUUGUGCACCAGGCUGAGCUCUCCUCCAGCCAGGAGGUGCUGCCCAAAAGGAGGAAGCUCAGCGAGCCCAAGGAGCAGUUUUAGUUGCCCAAAAGGAGGAAGCUCAGCGAGCCCAAGGAGCAGUUUUAGCUGCCCAAAAGGAGGAAGCUCAGCGAGCCCAAGGAGCCGUUUUAGUUGCCCAUCUCCCGCUGUCCCAAGUUCUCCACUCCUGUUUGGUUGUUCCACGAGACUGUUGGGUUUGAAGGAUCUGUUCUGCUCCAUUAGCAGUCCCAUGGCAGUGUGUUUUUAAGGAAGGAAAAUGUCAGGAAGCCCAGCUGAAGGAUUCCAAACUCAUUUUGUACAGGACCAUCAGGCAGGAUCAGAAAUCCUUGGAUUUGGGGGUUUGUGGGUUGGCUCCAGGUCCCGAUGGUGCUGGAGGAAAUUCAUCCCCCCAGCACAAGCUUUCACCAGUGCCUCUGGGCUCUAGUUCUGAGCUGAGGACCUGCCUGCCCCAAAACUCUGCAGUUUUGGGAUGAUUUCCAGAGGGUUGGGCUGUCAGUUACAGGCUGUUACAGUUUUGAGGUUACAGUUUUUGCUUUUCCUACCGGGACAGUUGGAGGAGGAGUUGGAUGCUUUGCAUUUCUUCCAGAGCAGAAGCACCAUCCUCAGGUGAAGAACAAGCCCUCUUCACACCUUAAAUUCCAGACUCCCUGCCAGAUGCAGGGAUUUUGGCAUCCAUGCCACGAGGAGCCACGGCAGCGUCUGUUCCAAGGUGUGGGAGCGCUGGGGGCACUGGCUGUCCCUAGAAGGGUUUAUGGCGGGGGUGGGACGCGGGCCCGAGCCCUCCUGCACCCCAAACCGUUCCGUGGUAGGGGAUGGGAGUGGAGCCGUUCCCGCCGGCGCGGCCGGGGACAGCUGAACGUGUCUUGACGGUUUUGACUUUUAAAUUAACAAUGUCCGUUCAUCAUCA
Messenger RNA from Vidua macroura (Pin-tailed whydah), 2174 nucleotides. It is a transcript of the gene HORMAD1, whose product is annotated as HORMA domain containing 1. Lineage: Eukaryota; Metazoa; Chordata; Aves; Passeriformes; Viduidae. The record is from RefSeq and is a predicted model, not a curated record. Bases 209 to 1309 code for a protein of 366 amino acids. The transcript is spliced from 14 exons.